AGGGCAUAUGGAUUUCAAGUCAUCAACGUCUUCUUUUACUCAUCAUAAUAUCUCCACUAUGUUUCCACAACUAUCAGGUGCCUCUCCUUGGCAGCACGACGGUGCGCACUUCAGCUGGAGGAUCCUCUUCUCCGCAUUACUCAUCCUGCCCGGCCCCAUUUCUGGGGCAGAAACAUACUCCGAUGCAUCUUGUAACGCCGUUACGUCGACGAUGAUGUCGUGCGCCCGUCGCUGGGACGCCAUUCGGACUGAAUGCACCAAGACAGUCAAUACAAACACUGUUUGGCCCGGCCCAUGCGAAUGCUCGUAUUAUGCGAAUGAUCUUCCCUGCUUCGACGAGCAGGCCCCCUGUGCAGAUCAAGUAUGGACCCAAGUACCGCAGUGGUUCCGAGACGGAGUCACGAGCUGCUUGAUGAAGAAUGAGAACUACACGAUAAGAGCACAGCUCGGAACUGUAGACAAUCCGUUCUUGAUGACUGGGGUUGCUGGAAAUGCCACUCGAGUGUCGGUAGCGACUGCGCGUGGAGCAAGUAGUACCCAGACUGCCCAAACUGGUGGAACCGUUCCUAUACCUACGGCUAGCUCUACGAGCACUACGGACCUUGAUCGCUCAUCAAAAAGUGCAGCAGCAUCCACGAGCGGCCUGUCUACUGGCGCCAAAGCCGGUAUUGGAGUUGGAAUCAGUGUCGGCGUUCUGAUAGUAGUUGCUAUUGUAGUGUUGAUUCUUAAGAGAAGACGAGCGCAAACUUCUAGGAAGGUUGGUGGAGACGAGUCUAGGGGUGCAGAGCUGCCCGAUGAAGAUGCGAAGAUCCACGAAAUUGAAGUUGCAGCUUACUCGAAGCACGAGCUGGCUGGACACCAAGGCCAGAGGAACUGGGCGGAAUUUCGAGGGAAGAAAUAGAUGGAAAUCCAAGGAGUGAAGUAGCUGGAAUCGCAAGGCACGAGGCAGAUGGAAUCCCGAGAAGUGAGGUAGAUGGAAAAUCGGCACAAAGGUUUGAGCUGGAAUAGCUACUACCAACCGACGAGAUGAAAGUAACAAUUUCGAAAAUGACAAUUCACCAAGUGUUCCAAGCUCUACAAACGAGUGGGUCGUGC
Messenger RNA from Cucurbitaria berberidis CBS 394.84, 1095 nucleotides. RefSeq lists its product as uncharacterized. Lineage: Eukaryota; Fungi; Ascomycota; Dothideomycetes; Pleosporales; Cucurbitariaceae. The record is from RefSeq and is a predicted model, not a curated record. The transcript has a single exon. Bases 59 to 901 code for a protein of 280 amino acids.